This is a messenger RNA of Xylaria bambusicola, 1043 nucleotides long. RefSeq lists its product as uncharacterized. Gene Ontology annotation, molecular function: calcium ion binding. The record is from RefSeq and is a predicted model, not a curated record. The transcript has 4 exons. Lineage: Eukaryota; Fungi; Ascomycota; Sordariomycetes; Xylariales; Xylariaceae. Gene Ontology annotation, cellular component: membrane; cytosol; intracellular membrane-bounded organelle. The coding region runs from base 279 to 851 and encodes 190 amino acids.
AUCCCACGCUUCCUGGCGGCUCCAGCACUAUCUCCAUACCUCCUAGGUACUUAGUCUAGUGUAGCGGCCUGCCUGCCUGUCUUCCUAACUAAACGUCCCGCCUACGACGCUCUCACCUCUCCACCUAGACACACACACAGACACACACCUAUACAUCAUCAUACAUCCGCAAACCACCUAGAACCUUGGUCCCUUCGCACAUAUAUCCUCCUAGCGACCCCUAGGCGUUCCCUUCAUCAGUCGCCUUGCUUUUUUCGCUGCCUACGCUGAAAUAGAACAUGGGCAAAUCUCAAUCCAAGCUCUCCCAAGAGCAGCUUGCCGAACUCCAGAAAUCCACUCAUUUCGACAAGAAGGAGUUGCAACAAUGGUAUAAGGGCUUCCUAAAGGACUGCCCGUCAGGCAUGCUUACGAAAGAGGAAUUUCAAAAGAUCUACCGCCAAUUCUUCCCCUUCGGAGACCCGUCUUCAUUCGCCGAUUAUGUUUUCAACGUAUUUGAUUCCGACAAAUCCGGCUCCAUCGAUUUUAAAGAAUUCAUCUGUGCGCUAAGCGUUACUAGCCGUGGCAGGAUGGAAGAUAAGCUUGAUUGGGCGUUCCAGUUAUACGACAUUGAUGGUGAUGGCAAGAUCAGUUACGAAGAGAUGCUCAAGAUCGUAGAGGCUAUAUAUAAAAUGGUUGGCUCCAUGGUGAAGCUACCAGAAGACGAAGAUACCCCAGAGAAGCGCGUGAGGAAGAUUUUCCGCAUGAUGGACAAGGACGAGAACGGCAGUUUGGAUAUGGACGAGUUCAAAGAAGGAAGUAAACGUGAUGAGACGAUCGUGUCAGCCCUAUCGCUGUAUGAUGGCUUGGUUUAAUCCACGACUAGCCCGGCUGGCCACAAAUCUUGGCAAGGGCCACGGUUCAUGCGCACGGGUCUCAGGGAGGCCAAACGGCCUGGGUAGGACGGAAAGGGAUUUCUACUGAUGAUUUGUAGACGGAAACGGGGUUUUGAUCCCGCAAGGGCCGGUGACAACAAACCGUGGUUCCUUUUCUUUUGCUUUUCCUCU